Ziziphus jujuba (common jujube) is the source of this 2410-nucleotide messenger RNA. Its product is annotated as cyclic nucleotide-gated ion channel 1. Gene Ontology annotation, cellular component: membrane. The coding region runs from base 210 to 2198 and encodes 662 amino acids. Gene Ontology annotation, biological process: transmembrane transport; monoatomic ion transport. Lineage: Eukaryota; Viridiplantae; Streptophyta; Magnoliopsida; Rosales; Rhamnaceae. The transcript is spliced from 8 exons. Gene Ontology annotation, molecular function: monoatomic ion channel activity. The record is from RefSeq and is a predicted model, not a curated record.
UAAUUCACUGGUAAUGUAUAUUGCAAUUGCUAGCUCAUGUCCUGAAUAAAUUGCAGUAGUUUCUCUUAUUCUCUUUCCUUUCUCUAAACCCAACCACUAUAUUGACCAAGUUAAGAAUUCAGUCAGUAAGACAUAUCUAGUCUUUCCUUUGUAUAAUCCGCGGGAGUUGACGUUCUAAAAGUUCUUUGGUCUGUUUGCUUAAGAAGGCCAUGCAUCCUAUGGAUACCGAGAGUGGUCCUGAAUGGAGUUAUGUACCGAGUACCUUCUCGGAACCUUUUCACAAAACAGCACCUCAUGAAAAAGAGUCGUCAAAAUUCAACAACUCAGUUAAAGAAGGGGAUCAAAUGGUUCAAUUUCAAAAGAUGUGGAAUAAAAUAUUUAUAUUGGCAUGCGUGGUGGCAGUGUCCUUGGACCCUCUCUUCUUCUAUAUUCCUAUGAUAGAUCAGAGCAACAAGUGCCUAGGGAUGGACAACAAGUUGAAGAUUUUAGCUAUCAUUUUCCGAUUGCUAAUGGAUUUAACUUAUGUAACAGACAUCAUUUAUUUCGUUGUUAAAGCUUCCCAAGCUUUAAAAAGAGAUGAUCCAUCUUUUGUGGGGAAAAAAGGUGAAUUCCUUAAGAAUACUUUUGGAAUAGCUAGGAGACUUUCCUGGUUUUACGUCCUUGUCGACUUUCUUGCUGUUCUUCCCGUUCCUCAGGUAGCAAUGUUGGUUUUAAUGUGGAAGGAUAAGUGGUUAUCUUUCGAUUCGAAAAGGUUUAUGAACGCUAUUAUUCUCGCACAAUAUGUGCCAAGGGUGUUACGAAUCUACCUUUCAAGUUUGGAAUUUACAAAGAGUUCAGACAAACUGGCUGGAACCUUAUGGGUCAAGGGUGCUUUCAACCUUUUUAUCUAUGUUCUUGCAAGCCAUGUACUUGGAGGCUUUUGGUACUUUUUUUCUAUUCAGAGACAAACAUCAUGCUGGAAACAAACCUGUCGAAAAAAUGAAACUUAUGCUGGAUGUCGAAUUUAUAAAUGCCCUGACAAGCACGAUAAUUCAAGCGAUUAUAAGGCGUUACUAGAUGGAUCUUGUCCUAUAAAUGAACCAAACGCAACAGCUUUCGAUUUUGGAAUUUUUCUUGAUGCCUUGGAGUCCCGUAUCGUGGAGCCCACCACAAAUUUUCAAGAGAAGUUAUUUUACAGUUUCUGGUGGGGCCUCCGGAAUCUGAGUUCUCUUGGUGAAAACCUGGAAACAAGUAAAUAUGUGUGGGAAAACUGCUUUGCCAUUGCUAUUUCAAUCAUUGGCUUGCUACUCUUCUUGUAUCUCAUUGGAAACAUCCAGUUAUAUAUGCAAUUAGCAACUACAAGAUCUGAGGAGGUAAGACGGAAGAUGAAAUCGAAAAUGCUAGACAUAGACAUGUGGAUAGAAAAAAACAACCUUCCUAAGCAUCUGAGGCCAGUGAUAGUGGAAAAGGUACAACACAAAUUGGAGAAGGAAAACAGAGAUAUCGAUGUGCAGAAUCUCUUCUCCUUACUUCCCCCGGUUCAUAGAGUGAACAUAAAACGUCAUCUCUGCAUUAAAAUACUAAGGAAAGUUCAGGUGUUUCAAAAUAUGAAGGAAUCAGUGUUGGAAGAAAUCUGCUCCCAUCUAAAGCCAGUGAUCUAUGGUGAGAAUUCUUACAUCAUUCGAGAUGGAGAUCCAAUGCAUCAGAUGUUCUUCAUUACACAAGGCACCAUAUUGGCAUUCACAAGCAGUCGUAGUACUAGUAGCAGUGGUAGUAAUAGUAAUAGUAAAAGUAUUUUCUCCACCAGCAGCGGUAGUAUGAGGCGUCUGAAGAAAGGAGAUUAUCAUGGAGAAGAACUUCUGGAAUGGUCGCUUACUCAUUUGUCCUUUACAGAGUUUCCCAUAUCAACCGUGAAUGUUAUGUGCCAUACAAAAGUUGAAGGCUUUGUUCUUAAAGCCAAUGAUUUGCUGAAUGCAGUGAAAAGGUACUGGUGGCAUUUCAAAAGGUUGAGCCCCUACUCCUCCUCCUCCUCCUCCUCCUCCAAUAUUUCUCAUGGCAGUCAGGUGGAGCGGUGGCAGCUUUUGGCAGUUUCAGUCAUACAAGCACUCUGGCGUCGCAAACACGCAGGGAAGUCUAUCAAGUCUAAGCAUGUCAAUAUUGGGAACUUGCAAGGAUCUUCAAAUAAGAACCACCGCUUACGCCCCAUUAAUCGCCAUUAAUGCCAAAUCCUGCAUACCUCAACUCAAAGAAUGCUGCUUUCAAUCAGUCUUCAACUACUGAUGCAUAUUAUUAUAUGUAAUCUUUGAAAAAUGAUAUUUUGUUUUUCUAGUCCUUUUUCUACCUAUGUUGUGUGGAAAAAUAACUCAAGUUGUUUUUAACUCGAGGUUUCAAUUAUGGCCAAGAAAAACUGUGGCAAAUUAAGUUGUUUUUA